This is a messenger RNA of Solanum tuberosum (potato), 1175 nucleotides long. Its product is annotated as inorganic pyrophosphatase 1-like. The coding region runs from base 265 to 1083 and encodes 272 amino acids. The transcript has 4 exons. NCBI's taxonomy places the organism in Eukaryota, Viridiplantae, Streptophyta, Magnoliopsida, Solanales, Solanaceae. Gene Ontology annotation, molecular function: phosphatase activity. The record is from RefSeq and is a predicted model, not a curated record.
AAAAUAUUUAUCCACUGUAGGAUCAAAAUCUAACGGCUAAUAUCGAAAAUUAGUUGAGUAUGUUGAAAGAAGAAAACCAAGUGAGUAUAGAAAUUCCCUGCGUUAACUUAUGUAAUAUUCCCUUAGCAUCUUAUUUUUUGUACCUAAUUCCCUUUGUUUCCCUUCCCUAUAAAGCUCCCUCUUCAUAUGUUUGGUGUUAUACAACAACCAGAGGUCUUCUAUAUUCAUCUCUUCUUUCGUCUCUGAGAAGUUACUCAAAAAAGAAUGGCUGGAAUUGUAGUGGUUUUCGACUUUGACAAGACGAUUAUCGAUGUGGAUAGUGAUAAUUGGGUGGUGGAUGAGUUAGGCGCCACUGAUUUGUUCAAUCAGCUUCUUCCCACUAUGCCAUGGAACUCUCUCAUGGAUAGAAUAAUGAACGAACUUCAUACACAAGGCAUAGCAAUACAAGACAUUGAAGAGGUACUGAAACGGGUUCCCAUACACCCUAGGAUUGUUCCAGCUAUUAAAUCAGUUUAUGCAUUAGGGUGUGAUUUGAGAGUAACAAGCGAUGCAAAUGUAUUCUUCAUUGAAACUAUCUUGAAACAUGUCGGAAUUAGGGAUUGUUUCUCUGAGAUCAACACCAAUCCAGGCUACGUCGAUGAAGAAGGCAGGCUUCGAAUCCUCCCUUAUGUUGAUUUUAUAACAUCCCCUCAUGGCUGCAAUCUCUGCCCUCCCAACAUGUGCAAGGGUAUGAUAGUAGAAAGAAUUCAAGCCAGCAUGACUAAAGAAGGGAAGAAAAGAAUGAUCUAUCUAGGUGAUGGAAUCGGGGAUUUCUGUCCCAGUUUGAAGCUCAUGGAAGCAGAUUUUGUGAUGCCAAGAAAAGAUUUCCCAGCCUGGAAUUUGAUAAAUAAAAACAGGACACUAGUAAAAGCAACUGUCCACGAGUGGGCAGAUGGGGAAGAAUUCGAGCACAUUCUACUACAACUAAUAAACACAAUCAGUGUUGAAGAAAGCCGAUUGUUAUCAGUUGAGUACUGCAAAUUCCAGACAAUGUCAAAAGCAACUCAUGGAGCAUUGCCACCGGCUCUUCCAGUGCCUUACUAAGUACUAAUGGGCUACGAGAUUGUUGUAGACAUUUUUUCUUUCGAAAGUUAAAAAGUGAUUGCUAUUAUUGAACAUGUGGUUUGAGUUCAGAA